Molecule: messenger RNA, 2029 nt
Organism: Schistocerca cancellata (South American locust)
Lineage: Eukaryota; Metazoa; Arthropoda; Insecta; Orthoptera; Acrididae
Product: alpha-tocopherol transfer protein-like
Exons: 7
Coding region: 138-1055 (305 amino acids)
Cellular component (GO): membrane
Molecular function (GO): phosphatidylinositol bisphosphate binding
Source: RefSeq, a predicted model, not a curated record
CCGACCAGUAGUCUUCCGAGUCCUGCGGGGACUGCAUCGCCUUAGCAACCGCCAGUAGGCAGAAAAGCUCCGCUGGAUCUGAAGGUGGUCAGUACCAACAACCUUCUACGAGUGCCAGCGACCUCUCAGGUCUGGCCAUGGAGUUCACGCCGCCCACAGCCGAACAAAUUGUCCGAGCUCGUCAGAACGUCGGUGCCGACGAAAACAGCAUUAAGGAGGCCAAGGAGAUUCUCCUAAGCUGGCUGAAGACACAGCCGCAUUUGCCCGAUGCCAUAGAUGAGGUUCGGCUGGAGCGGCUGUACAUCAACUGCAAGUGCAGCCUGGAGCGCACCAAGGUGGCGCUCGACGCGUACUUCUCGCUGAGGAGUCGCCUGCCGGAGUUGCUGCAGGAGAGGGACCUGCUGCGGCCCGACGUGCAGGCCAUGGCCCAACACGUGAUGCUUUUUCCGAUGCCACGACUCACACCAGAGGGGUACCGUGUCCACCUGUCGCUGGGGGCAGUCAGUGAUCUGUCAAAAUAUAACCCGGACGCAUACGUCAAGCUGUUCCUGAUGAUGCUGGAGGUGCGCCUGGCUGAAGACCUGACGCCGGGCGACGUCUACGUCAUCGACUGCGGCCAGUUCACCAUGGCCCACAUUGCCUCGUUCGGACCGGCGCGAGUGCGCAAGAUAGAGAUGUGUGUCAGGACGGCGUACUGCUCUCGAAUAAAGGCACUCCACUUCGUCAACAUGUCACAAGUUGUUGACUUGCUGUACAAGAUUGUUGUCAACACUUUUUCGUCAAAGCUUGCUAAAAGGGUGCACGUGCACUCCAAGGCGGCCAACGCACUCCUGGACCACUUGCCGGCGGAGUGUCUGCCAGACGAGCUGGGCGGCAACGCCGGGCCUGCCAGAGAGAUUUGGGAAGCGUGGCACUCGAAGCUGUUGUCGUACAGGGACUGGUUCCUGAAGCAGGACAGCGUGACGUCUGACGAGACAAGGCGGCCUGGCAAGGACCCCUACGGCGAAGGACUUUUCGGCUGUGAAGGGUCUUUCAGAAAAUUACAGCUGGACUGAUAAGCGCUAGGGCAGGAGGGGCCUCACACACAUUCGGGUUGCAUACUCUUGCCGUUGAGUAGCAUCGAUAUACGCUUCACUUCCUGCAUUUAUCAAAAUAAGGCACGCACCAUUCCUACAGAUAAAAAAGAAAACGCACAAGGAUAAGGAAUGUAUUUAUUUAUAUUUGCUAUAGUGAAUAAAAAUAACGUUUCUCAACAAACGCUUUUGUAAGAACGUAAGUGUAAACUUAGUCACCAAUAUUUGGUAAAAAUUUAACUGUGGUGAUGGUGUACUACCCUUGAAAAGUUUCCAGGAGGACAACUAUAAUAUGACCGAUUAAGAACAUAUGUAAUCUCUAUGAGAGUUCAGAACCAUCUACGUAAGUGAUAGACACGUAGACGGUAGCUUAGAGAACAUGGUCGUUAUAUGCGUAAAACCAAAUGUUGUACUACAAAAUAUGGAGAAAAAUACAGUUUAAAGAACUGUCAACGAGAUAAAAAUAAGCUCUUUGUACAAACCAACAUCACUUCCCUAACGUACGUUCGUUCCCUUUUAAAUGAACCUCGUAAGUCAUAAGGAAACGAAAACUGACUUAGUAGGUGAGUAUUCCGCAGCUGUUUGGCGACGGUGUACACUUAUUUGUCAAAAGAUAAACAAAAUCGAAUACUGACGUUCAGUUGGACCACAAAGGAAAUUAUUGCAGAUAACCUUAGGACAGAUACCAAAUGUUUACUGACAACAGACAGAGAAGAUUGGGAUGGCGUAUAAAAUAUAAGAAGUUACACAUGAACUUACAUGAACUCAGUGUUCUCACAUUUCAGUACCCGCCAUGUAACGGAAUUUAGCAGAGCUAUAAUAAAAACGUAAAAAUUACAUUAACAUCAACUUAUUUUACAAAAUUUAAUUAUUUGUUAAUAAAUAUAUCAAUUACUAAGUAAUUUACAUUUCAUUUCUUUGUGCUAAAGAUGUUUAAUACUAUUUACAGCAUAGCA